GUUUAGAUCAGCAGACUGUAUGCAGGGGGCUCGGAGCUCCCAAGCCAGAUCUCGGAGAUUCAUGCACCACAAUCGGGCUUCGACUUGCUCGGCAACUCAACGCACGAUGGUCAACAGACAACUACAGCCACAAGCAGCAACCAAAGCAACAUCGACCAGAACUAGCUCAAGACUCAAGAAUCAAAAAGCUCCCAAUUCACCCCCAAGAAGAGCAGACCAGCUGAAUCCACGAACAGGCGAACAACAGACCGGGAAGAAUGUAGGACGGCCAACAGCAGCUUCCAAUCAAGAAGAGGGCUCAAAAACACAACAGAAACAGAAAUCUACUAACCGAUCGAACGUCUCUCACACUUUGAGCAACACCGAACCCGAGCCCCAGGUGCCCAAGGACGAUUUUGAAGAGCGCCACGCCUGCAAGACUGCACCGGGUAUCAGUGCUCAAGGCGUCAUUGUCAAACAACUUAUCGAUCGGAUGAGAAUCGAUCCAAAAUUCGUUUCCGACCUUACGAGAGGUAAAGAACUGAGUUUCGCUCAAUCUUCCCCUCAAGCCACGCCAUCAGCCUCAGAGGAGAUGGAAGCAGCAAUUCUUUUGCCGAAGAAAUCCACGAAGGACACCGGAAUCGUUCCAGUUGCAAGUUCAACAACCAAACCGAUUUCCAACUUUCGCUUCAAUGCCCCGCAAGAAGAUGCUAGCCAAAUCCCAUUCGAGUCUCUCCCAACCGAGGAAGAUCAGUUUGCUGAUCCUGAAACGCAAGAGUCACAAGAACCCGUUGGGGAAAGCGAGUUGGAUGAAGAUAGCACUCACGAGUCCAAUGGAUCCGUUGAACAAGGCGUGAUCGAUGUUGAUGAAGAAUCGAACGUGUCCGUUGAUGUUGAUGAGAGUGUAAUAGAUUCGCAUGAUGCUCAAGAACCAAACAGGUCGAUUGAGGAAACAGAUCUAGUUGGCCAAGAAACUCAAGAGUCACACGAUGAUAUUCAAAUAGAAGACUUCCUUGUAGGCUCCAAAUCAACCACCAACAAUGUGGACGGGCAGGACCGAUCAAAUGAAGAAGACCUGAUCACAGAGUCAAACAGAUCGGUCGAGGAAAUUGGCCCUGAUGCUCAUGAAACUCAAGUGUCAAUCGACGAUUCUCAUGUAGCUUCGAGCUUGAUUUCUAACCUUUUCAAUUCGAUCGAUCCGGGAGAUGCGCCGGCAGAUGAAGUUGCUCUAGAUACAGGUCUACCAACAAAUCAUGCAAACGAUACAUCAACUGAAGAGUCAAUCGAACCUGCGCUGCCUGUCACUCAAGAGUCAAACUUGAACUCUGGAACGGUGGGUUCUUCCAUCAGUUUGACGAUAAAUCGAGCGGGUGAACCGGAACAAUCACCAGGAGACCCGCUGGCAGAUAAGUCGACUCAGGCUGGUACAUCAUCUAGUCCUGCAAAACACUUGCCAAAGACAUUUUCAAGCGAGCCCAUGGAGGAGGAUGAGCUUGCACCAUCUGUUCCUCAAGACACCAACGGAAGUACCCAAAUCGAUGAUCAUCUCGUGGUUUCCGACUCGACCUCCAACCCAAGAACCUCCAGUCACUCGGAUGGCACGGGCAGAUCGAAAGAAAACCGGCUGGUAGAUAAGCAUACUCAAGAGUCCGAUAUGAAUUCCAGUUUCCCAAAUCAGCCGUUGACCCCUGAGUCAAGCGAACCCAUCGAGGUUGAUGAGCUUGCCGUAUCUGAUGCUGAGGAGACAAACGGAGAUACUCAAAUGAGAGACGCAGCCGCCAAUGCGACAUCCAAAGAUUUAGAUAAACUAGAGCGAACCAAUGAAACCCUACCAGCAGAUCAACCUACUCUAGGAUCGGGGUCGAACGAUCACGGCCUCGAUGACAACGAGCCAAUGCUUGAUGUCUAUGUCGCACCCGAUUUGCCUGAUCGUCAGCUUCAUCGGCUCAAGGUGACGACCAAUUGCAUCAAGUCGAUCGGCUGCAUCUCUGCAAGAGGAUUCUCCAGCUCCCAAGAUGAUGCUCUCCCCCAAGAUGAUCCUCCUCCCCAAGAUGAUCCUCUUCCACAAGAUGAUCCUCCUCCCCAAGAUGAUCCUAUCCACCAAGAUGAUCCUAUCCACCAAGAUAAUCCUCUCCAUCAAGAUAAUCCUCUUCACCAAGAUGACCCUCUCCACCAAAAUGAUUCUAUUUCCCAGCAUUCGCCUACCCCUAAAGGUUCUCCUGCUGCCCAAGAUCCCCGAAAUUCAAAGAAGUCCGCCCAGAAAGGAAAAUCUCGAGCCGCAACCGGUUCAUCACGCUCGGCCUUCGGUAAACCUUCUGGUUUUAUUUCGAACGAAAGUGACAGUCCUGAUUCGGUCUCGAGACGCGAACCACCCCGGAAACGACCAUUACCCUCAGAACCGCCCCUGCGGGGAAAGCUUGCCCAAACUCAUCAAUCUUCUAGCUCAACCAAACAAUCUGGGUCACAUGAGAACCCAAAAAAGAGGAAAUCCUCCAGGAAACCUGAGCCAGUGCCAACUGACUCUGAGGAGGACAAGACAGAAGAAAAGGGUAAGAAAGCAAGCUCAAGUAAGCGAUCAAAACGACAGGAAGGACCGCGGAGAGCUGCUUGGAAGCGAGACAUAGACGGAACCGACUCUGAAGAAUCCGAAACUGGUAACACCAAGCGAGGAAAACGUCGGAGUAAGAGAAGGAAAACGGAGUCCACUUCCCCCGCCCCCAUUCCAAAACGCUCUUCAACGGAGGAUGGCUAUGAAAGUUCAUUUUCGUGGACGGGUAUUCCACUUUCGGAACCCAGGGUUCCACGAAGUACCUCACGCACUCCCAAGGGUGGCCGACGCAAGAGAACAUUCUGGUGCGAAGAUGAAGAGAAACUGUUGAUCAAGGAAGUCCUUAAAUGGCAUUUAAAAUCCAAUUGUAUGGCUGAAAUCCUGAAGAGACACGGGCUUCGUGGAACCGUUUCUAAGACCUUCGCUCAUAGAAAUAGCGUGCAGCUUAAGGAUAAGGCUAUCAAUCUAUCUACUAAAUGGAAAAGAGAAAGAGUUGACCUUCCCAAACCAGUUAAAAAAGCAUUUGCUCGUUUUCCGCCUAAGGUUCAACUUCAUUCAUCAGAUUCGGAAGGACGCUCCAGUGCGAAAGAAGGGGAAGAUCGAUCGGAUGUUGACCAGUUGUCUGACUCGGAACCGGAGAAACCACCUCCACCAAGGAAAAGAGAAAAAUCUAGUAAAUCUAAAUCAGUCCGCCCUGAGCCAGAAGACUCUCUUCCGGCUGUCGAAGAGGAAUCAGAUCAUCCUCAGUCAUCGGCCAAAGAGAAAACUCGGUCUUCGUCCCGAGAUAGAGAGAAAUCUAAUAGACCUAAAUCACCGCUCCAUGAACCUGAAUGCUCUCCUUUGCCUGGCAAUCAACAAGUCAUUCAAGCCAAAGAAAAAACAAACUAAUCACCCCUUGUUCGGAUCACAUUUACCUUUGAUGACGGACACUGAUCUUUACACAUUUAUUUUACCCUUUAAGCCUUGUUAACCUCUUGAUGUUUUUUUUUCUCAUUUAUUUGAAUAAAAAUUCCCUUGAUGUGAAGCUUAGUGGUUAAAAAGUCUCUCAAAUUUUGUAUUCUCUUCCUCCUUACAUGUGUAAUCAAUUUUUGGCUUUUUUCACUUUCAAGUUUAGCCUUCAUUGUGUUGUCCCCCCUCCCUUUCUUCAACUGUCACCUUUUUUCAAUUAUUUUUUUUAUUUCUAUAUAUUUCAAUAUGUAUCAGUGUAGUUGCUGUAUCACUUGCAUGCAUGUGGUUUAAUUGAUUUCUAAACAAGGAAAAUCUCCAAUCUUUU
This is a messenger RNA of Puccinia graminis f. sp. tritici CRL 75-36-700-3, 3800 nucleotides long. RefSeq lists its product as uncharacterized. The record is from RefSeq and is a predicted model, not a curated record. The transcript is spliced from 3 exons. Bases 20 to 3415 code for a protein of 1131 amino acids. Lineage: Eukaryota; Fungi; Basidiomycota; Pucciniomycetes; Pucciniales; Pucciniaceae.